UUCCCAGAGGCCUGUGCGGCACCGAGACCGGAAGCGGCGGGCGAGUGCAGUGUCCUUGCGCGCGGAACGGAGCGACCAUGGUGUCGCGAGUGUGGUCGGUGAUGAGGUUCCUCCUCAAAGGCAGUGUGGCUGGUGGUGCCACCUACCUGGUGUAUGACCAGGAUCUGCUGGGGUCCAGUGACAAGAGUGAGGCCGCCCUGCGGAAGGCCGAGGAGGUGGUGCCCCCUGCCUUGCACCAGUUCAGCCAGUACGUGUCCCGGCAGACAGGCCUGCAGAUACCACAGCUCCCAGCCCCUCCAAAGAUCAACUUUCCCAUCCGCGAGUCCUGGAAUUCAGGCAUCAUCAAGGUGAUGUCCCUGCUGUCUGCGGUUCCCUCCAAGGCCCAGGAGUACUCCAGGGAGGGCUGGGAGUACGUGAAGGAGCACAUCAAGUAGGAGUUGCAGAGGCUGUCCACCUGCGGACCUGGGCAGGGUGCCGGGGGCUCCCGAUUCCCGACUGGGACCCCACGCCAAGGGCAGCUCCCAGCCUUGCUGGCCCAAUAAAGGACUUCAGAACUGUUC
Messenger RNA from Urocitellus parryii (Arctic ground squirrel), 560 nucleotides. RefSeq names its product mitochondrial contact site and cristae organizing system subunit 13 (gene Micos13). The record is from RefSeq and is a predicted model, not a curated record. Gene Ontology annotation, cellular component: mitochondrial crista junction; MICOS complex. Gene Ontology annotation, biological process: cristae formation. Lineage: Eukaryota; Metazoa; Chordata; Mammalia; Rodentia; Sciuridae.